AUGUGUCAUGUGAGGGUUGUACUUUACUCCUCUUUUAGAAACAACACAACCUGUGAAACACAGCAAUUAAACUUCUCCAGCAAACGGACUGUUUUAAUGCUGCGUUCAUCUGACUGCACUGAAGAGAUUUGAAACAAUGAAGAUCAGGCACCUAACGAGGCUGCUUCUGUUUUGGAGUACACUUUAUCUUCAAACACCUGAGACAAACUCCAAAGCGAGUCCUGAGUUUCUGGAGAAAAAAAGGAGCACAUUACAAAUCAAGCCUAAAAUCACAGUCAGUGUCAUUCUGGGAAAUGCUACAGAGCUACAAUGUAGGAAUGAGAAUAGAUCUAGCGAAGGACUGAUUAUAUGGUGGCAGACCCCAUUUGGAUCAUUUGGAGAAAGACACAAGUUUAGCAAUAAGGACCCAAUAGAGAUGAGUAAUGGGAAUUUGAGGAUCUCAAAGGCCACAUUAAGUCACACUGGACUCUACAGUUGCCACCUUGUGGACAGUCGAGGCACAGCAGUCAUUCCAUAUAGAGUAAAUGUAUUGAGUGAAAACACACACAAGACAAGAACGAGGACAAGAACAGCCAGAGAGGGCGAGACGUCCACCAUCCAUUACUCAGACGCUCACUUUGCAGCAGCUGUGUCAUCAUCAGUGUUGGUCACCUUUAUAGGGGCGUUUACGCUCGGUGCAUUCAGUCAACCCUACGUCAUUAAGUGUCUACAAAGGACAAGGGCCAGGAUAUGUCCUAACAAAAGUAGCCACCGAGAGACAUCGAGACACGCUAGUCAUAGACUCAGGGCUGUGUUUUUCCACAGAAACCCAAAAUCUGAAGAAGACACUGUAGAGUUUGCGCCAGAGACCUCAGCGCCCAUUAAGGCUCCUUCUACCAUCAAGACAAACCAAGAGAACCAAGAUGGAGCUUGUCUGGAGGGUGACUCAAUAAGCAGCGAUGCUGAAAAUGGCAUAAACUGCACAUCAAAUGGAGUAGCUGGUGAUGAAUCAGAUCAACCCAAAGACCAAGAAGGAGAAGAACAGAACGCUGGACCUGGAUCAGAGACGAUUGCGUGCAAACAGCCCAAACGAGUCAGUAGAGUUAUUAAACUAUACAACUAUGAUGAAGAUGGAAACCAGUACAGCCACAUAAAGGAACCUAAGGAUAUUCCUACACCCAGACAGAGAGUAAUGUCACUCACUCGACUCCAAAGCAUCAUGAAUGAGGUGGAAUCACCGGAUUUCUCCAGCAGCACCGACUCAACCGAACCAGAUGAAGCUCUCAGCAUGAAAGACAUUUAAACACCCUAUUUGGACAAUUUUAAAAGAUAUAUAUAUAUAUAUAUAUAUAUAUAUAUAUAUAUAUAUAUAUAUAUAUAUAUAUAUAUAUAUAUAUAAUAUCUCAUUUAUACAAUUUUCCACCAAUCACAAAUAUGUAGAUACAGGGUUUGCUUUUGGAACACUGGAACUAAGGUUAAUGUGGUUAACAAACAAUGGCAGUCUAUCUCAUGCAACAUUUCCCCCCUAAAUACAUGCUGAAAUCUUCCUGUAAUUGCUUCUGUUUAAUGGGCUGCAGACCACAUUGGUAAGUCUGUACAACGUUACUGAAGAAUUGGAUGUGGUUUGAAAUUGAGAUAAUUACAGAAAUGAUUUUGACAUAUAUGAAGGCCUGUGCACGUAUCAGAAAUGUCACAUUUUCUGUGAGGAUUUAUCUGUUUGGUAGAACACUUGUUUUAUUUUUCUUAAUUAAUUAGUGAUAAAUAUAUGCUGCCAGUAGUGGAUAAAUUAUAAUAAAAAAAAUUUUUUUUAGAAACUUUUGAGUGUGAAUCUGUUCUGAUUUUCUGUAAAGCAGGCAUAUGAUCAAAGAAUUAUGAACUGAGGUUCAGAUUGAAUCCAUAAUAUACAUUCUGGCACAUUAUGUGAUUUACAAAAAAAGAAAUAUACUGUAUAAUGAAUGAUGUUCAGGUUGAAUGAGUGCUGUUUAUAGGAAAAUAAUCCUACGAUAGUGUGUUGUUCAUUUUCCAACAGCAUGCAUGUCCCAAAGCGCUUUAUUUCUCUUGUACCUGGGCGAUUUGCCAACAACUUAAAAUGUUUUAUUUAUUACUAAAUGAUAUGUCAUACCUUUAUAGAUACAUAGAACAUCUGUGAAACAAGUUUUUGCCCUCACUUACAGGUGCAUCUAAAAAUAAAAAAAAAUAAAAAAAUAGAAUAUCGUGGAAAAUUUUAUUUGUGUUCUGUAGUUUAUUUUGUUAUGUAUUUUUCAUGGAAGUCAAAAAUCCAGUAUCUCAAAAUAGUAGAAUAAAGAAUUUAUAAUAUGAAAAUUAUGCUAAUUUAUGCACAGGAUAUUGGUCAGGGCUCCUCUUGCACGAAUUACUGCAUCAAUGUGGCGUGGCAUGGAGGCAGUGGCACUGCUGAGGUGUUAUGGAAGCCCAGGUGGCUUUGAUCGAUUAAAAACAACAACAAAAAAAAGUCUUGAAAUAUUUAAAUUUAUGUGUAAUGAAUCUAGAAUACAUGAAAGUUCCACUUUUUGAAUUAAAUUACAGAAAAAAAACUAACAUUUCUAUUGUCAUUUUUUGAGAUACACCUGUAUGCUAUAUAAACUAUAAACAAACGUCCCCUCACCAGUAGGGAUGCACCAUAACUAUGCAGCAUAACUAUGUUUUACUGUGCGUUCGUACUUCCUCUCGAUGGCGAGGCAAAUCUUGCGUUCUCCCGCUUUGGGUUCUUUCCCAGGAGGGAAGUAUGUCCCUCUGAUGGUGAUGGCAGCCUCUGAAUAUUCGCCAAUUGUCACUGUCAUUUCCUUCAAAUGCUAUUGAGCUUUAAAUAAUAGUAUAUUUUGUGCAUGGGCCCAUUCUGCAGUGAAAUUCAUGUCUAAUUUAAAUGUGAUUUAAUAGCUCAUUUUAAUAAAUAUCAAAAAUCUAAAAGGUGUGCCUCAUACCCGACACCUAGAUGAACACUUUACAGUUGGUUUUGUGACUGUACAUCAUUCCCUUCAAAUGCUAUUGAAGUUAGAAUCGUGCUUAACAAUGUCAUAUGUAACUUUAGAGACGGUCCCUUAAUUUCCGCAUAUCCACGAAUAUCGAACGUCCAACGUUAAACCAACUUUAUUCCAGUGUACACCUCGCGGAGUAUUGUCACGUCACGAGACGUAAGGGAGUAGAGUACAGAAGCAGGUGCAGGUAAAGACGUAUUUAUUUAAGGGCAAGCAGACAAAUCCAAAUAGUAAUCCAAAAACGUUGUCAAGACAGGCAAAGGGUCGGGCAAUCGGCAAACAGGCAUAAACGGG
This is a messenger RNA of Ictalurus punctatus (channel catfish), 3266 nucleotides long. RefSeq lists its product as uncharacterized. NCBI's taxonomy places the organism in Eukaryota, Metazoa, Chordata, Actinopteri, Siluriformes, Ictaluridae. The record is from RefSeq and is a predicted model, not a curated record. The transcript is spliced from 3 exons. The coding region runs from base 137 to 1282 and encodes 381 amino acids.